Messenger RNA from Soboliphyme baturini, 764 nucleotides. Lineage: Eukaryota; Metazoa; Nematoda; Enoplea; Dioctophymatida; Soboliphymatidae. The record is from the annotation of a GenBank genome assembly.
AUGCGUGUGCAACUUGACGGAUACAGACUGACGAACCUCGGCUACGAUUACCUGGCAUUGAUAUCCCUUGCUCUUCACGGCACCGUACUCUCUGUAGGCAAUCAGAUCGGCGUAGGAAAAGAGUCCGCGAAUGAUGAACAACAUGAGGAUUUGGUGCUCAAGUUGCAUCGUUUGGGCCGAACGUCAUUCCGAAAAUUAAAGGAAAAGCGCGACUAUCACAAAAGAAGGUCGCACAUAUCUUGGCUGUACUUGUCUCGCCUAGCUGCCACUAAGGAAUACGCGUUUAUGAAGGUCCUGUACGAUCAUGAAUUUGCAGUUCCAAAGCCAGUCGGACAUAAUCGGCAUUGCAUUGCGAUGCAGUUGGUGAAGGGGCAUUGCUUGUGUAACGUGCAUCACGUCGAUCAUCCGGAUAAACUUUACAACCAGCUGAUGGAGAUAAUUGUUCGACUAGCUGAACAUGGGCUCAUUCACGGCGAUUUCAAUGAAUUCAAUAUAAUGCUCUCCGAUGAUGAUCAACCGGUACUGAUUGACUUCCCACAGAUGAUUUCGACGUCUCACGAAAAUGCUGAAUGGUAUUUCGAUCGGGAUGUUAAAUGCGUGGUGGAUUUUUUCCGUAAAAGGUUCAGUUACGAAUGCGACUUCUGUCCUGAAUUUGAUGACAUCGAGAGAAAAUUCAGUUUGGACGUCGAAGUGAACGCCAGCGGAUGCCAGCGAAAGUCUCGACUGUCAGAUGAAGAAAAGGUAUAUCAAUGUAAAUGCUAAGA